Messenger RNA from Aureococcus anophagefferens, 1365 nucleotides. Its product is annotated as expressed protein. Gene Ontology annotation, cellular component: Golgi apparatus; membrane. Gene Ontology annotation, biological process: transport. The transcript has a single exon. The coding region runs from base 1 to 1365 and encodes 454 amino acids. NCBI's taxonomy places the organism in Eukaryota, Pelagophyceae, Pelagomonadales, Pelagomonadaceae. The record is from RefSeq and is a predicted model, not a curated record.
AUGCUGCGCCGGCUCGUCGCCGUCGCGUGGCUGGGCGCCGUCGCGUCGUACAAGUGGGACAUCUCGGACACCUACGGCCAGGAGAAGCUCAGCUUCAGCGAGCUCUACCAGUACGGCACGGACGACGGCCCGUUCCCGGUGACGCGCGGCGCGUCGUACGUCCUCGUCGACCUCGAGGGCCAGCUGUCGAAUCCCUACAGCAGCGCGAACGUCACGGUCCUCGCGUUCACGUCGCCCGGCGAGCUCGAGCUCGGCGGCGUGAACUUGUGCGCGCGCGAGCUGCCCGCGGGCGUCGAGACGAGCGCGCGCCGGUCGUUCGCCGUCGACGCCGUCUCGAGCCGAAAGAUCCGGCUCUACUACGAGGUCCCGACGUCCGGGCUCCAGUACGUCGCGCUCCAGGUCUGCGACUCCUGGGCGCCCGUGCUCCUGCGGCUCGAGGGGACGAUCACCUUCAAGAACCCCUACGGGUUCCUGCCGGCGAUGUAUUUCGGGUUCCUGCCCUUCGAGCUCGUGCGCGUCGCGAGCUUCGCGUGCUUCCUCGCCUACUUCUUCGCGCUGCUGGUCAUCCACCGGGACAAGCUGCUGCCGCUGCACUACGCCAUCUUCGCGGCGGCGCUCCUCGCGGCGGCCGAGGCGGGCGCGUGGUUCUUCUCCUACCUGUCGAUGAACGCGUCGGGCGCGCCGCUCUGCUGCCCCUUCCCGUCCCACGUCAUCGCCGCCAUGACGCUCGAGUUCCUCCGGCGCACGCUCACGCGCGCCCUGCUCCUCGUCGUGUCGCUGGGCCACGGCGUCGUCCGCGCGUCGCUGACGACGCGCGAGGCGCUCGGCGUCGCGCUCCUGCUCCUGGGCUACCUCGUGUCGUCCAUCGUCGCCACGGUGACCAAGGUCGAGGAGUCGUCGGACCUCCACUCGGGGAGCAAGGCGUCGACGACGUCGGACCUGCCCGUGCUCUUCUUCGACCUGUGCUUCCUCGUGUGGAUCUACAUGGCCUUGGUGGGCACGAUGGACGCGCUCAAGGACGACAAGCAGACCUACAAGCUCGCCAUGUACACGAAGCUCGCCUACACUAUCGGCGCCUUCGUCGGCCUCGUCUCCGUGCUGACGGCCGUCAUCUUCGCGAGCCGCCUCGAGCUCUUCGACUGGCCCUGGCAGCUCUACUGGCUCCAGACCGUGUCCCUCGAGAUCCUCAACUUCGCCGUCAUCGCCGCGGUCACCGUCAUCUGGAAGCCCACGGAGCACGCCCAGCUCCUCGUGACCAUGCAGCAGCUGUCCACGGACGACGCCGCGGGGCCCGCGUCCGCCGCGGACGACGACGACGACGAGGGCCUCGAGCUCGCCGAGACGGCGCCCAAGGACCUGGUCUAA